Molecule: messenger RNA, 1981 nt
Organism: Bactrocera tryoni
Lineage: Eukaryota; Metazoa; Arthropoda; Insecta; Diptera; Tephritidae
Product: putative gustatory receptor 98b
Exons: 4
Coding region: 700-1917 (405 amino acids)
Biological process (GO): sensory perception of taste
Cellular component (GO): axon; neuronal cell body; dendrite
Molecular function (GO): sweet taste receptor activity
Source: RefSeq, a predicted model, not a curated record
UAUAUUAAAGUUUUGACUAUUUUUCUCAUUUUAUAAAUAAAUUUAGUUUAUUUGAUCUGUGAAGGUUCAGUAGGUUAUAGAAACUAAGUUAUGUCGUACUAAUGAAGAGCUUUGGAAAACUCAACUAACUCCAUGCCGCGAAUACAGCCUGUUUAUAUAUGUACAUGUGAGGGCCAUAAAAAUAGAAUGUAUGCAAUAUGACAUCGGAUUAAUUGGUUGUUCAAUUUGCUAAACGCAUUUAUCAUUAAUUUGCAUACAAAUAUACUUUCAUAAGUAAAUACAGUACAUGUACAUGCAUGCAUGUGUGGAGAUAACAAAUUGUUAUACUUGUCGUAUGAGUAACUUUAAAUGCAGUUUUAACAUAUCAGAUGAGCCGUAGGAAUACCAAAUGCAAAGAACUCAGCGCAUUUAGUUAGAAAUAUUUUAGAAUACAGAAUAAAAACUAGUUUUAUUUAUAUACUCUUAUGUGGCAUUCAUCAUAAGAUUAUUGCUGAAGAAUUUUCCCCCUGCAGAAGCUAAUCUGAAAUAACUGAGUGUAGUUUUUUAUAGAAAUUCAUAAUUAAUACCCAUUUAAGAAGGAUAAGCUUGGCCAAGGUAAAUUUAUGCGCGAUUUUUGUAGUAUUGAUUUUCAAAAUAAAGAUUUUUUAAGAAAUAUCGUAAUUUAGUUUCUUUUCAGUACAAUUUUAUUAUAAUCUUUACAUGGGGCUGAUGAAAUUUUCCGAGUCAACUUUAAUUGCCGUUAUUGCGCCGUACUUAUGGACGUUUUCAUUAUUUGCUGUUGUAAUGCCGCCAUAUUAUAUACUUCGUGCGGUUCCAACAAAUCGCCACUGGAUUUUGUAUAUUAUUCGCAUAGUUUUCGUACUUUAUAUGCUAGCGCAAUUUGUGAUCAGCUUCUGGGUCACUUAUACCUAUAAUGUGCUGCUCAGUGGUUUUUUGAUGCGCAACUCUUUGGAUAUUAUGACUUGUGUAUUAAGUAUUGGCAUUAAUAUCGUACAGCUUGUAGUGCAAAUAACGGUAUAUGUACAAGCGUUAACCAAACACAAUUUAUUACGCGACGUCCUCAAUGAUAUUGUCCAACUAGAAUCGGAUAUACGAAAACACUUAAGGACCGAUUUUCCAUUGGCAUCUUUUCGCUGGCGUUUGGGGCUUCGUGUUGGCAUUUGGUUCGUGGUGGUUUCGACUUUUGUACCUUACCUGAGCUAUAUGCUUUACACUCAAUAUUUUAAUCCAAUUAAGCGUGGAAUUAUUGUUUUUUUCGGCACAAUAAUCCAUUUCAAAGGAGUUGAGUAUUGUAUUAGUGUACAAACGAUACAGGAGCUCUUACAACUGGUGCAGCAGCAGUUGGUACAUUUGAGACGAGAGCUGGUGCGCUGUGAAAGAGUGGAGCUGCGUUUUAGUUUAUACGAUGACUUGCAAACGAACCAGAAGCUUUUGGCACGGGUGUGGAAUCUUCUCAAUCAAAUUGAACGCUAUUUUUUCAUUCCAAUGCUUAUGCUUUUCUUCAUCAAUGGAUUCGCUAUAAUACAAGCUAUACAUUGGGCUUACAUCAAUUUUGAGCGUGAUAACUUGAAUUUGCGUUUAUAUCGCAUAAUAUACACCGUCAUGAUAAUUCUGGCUUUGCUCAUACCCUGCUAUCUAAGUCAGUGCUGCAUUGAUGAGUACAAUCGUUUCGGUACAAUUUUGCACAAGUUGAAGACCAUGGGCAUUGAUGAGCAACUCAAUAUGCGUUUACAGGAGUAUUCGCUUCAAUUGAUGCAUCAAAAGAUGCUCUUCACCUGUGGUGGCUUCUUUGACAUAAACUUGAAAAAUUUUGGAGCGAUAAGUCUAACAAUCACGACUUAUAUUGUUAUACUAAUUCAAUUUAAAUUACAAGCAGAAACUGAGAAGAAAUCGAAUAUCGGAAUUCGUUUUGAAUAAAAUGAUUAUUUUAAACAAUUGAUAACAUGUACAAAGCACUAACUUGAAAUAAAAUAAAUGCAAA